AUGCAGGUGGAAUCCAUACCUGUAUCAACUCCAUUACCUGAAGCACCGCUUCCACAACCAAUAGUACCUUCUUCAGAAUCAUCAGAAAUUACUAAUGUACCAUUACCUCCAAUAUCUGAUGAUACUGAACAACCAACAUUUCAUAUCAUGCAACCUCCACCACCUGCAACUAUUGCACCGAAUGAAUUAGCAAUAGCACCUGCACCACCAACCUAUACACAAUUAAUAGCUGUACCAAUAACUUCGGAUCAAACGAUAACACCUACUAUUCAAACAACAACAGCAACAAUCAAACAAACAAAACGAGGUUCUCGAUCUUCUCAUAAUAAUAAACAAAUAACUCGGUCACCAGCUAAACCAGCAACAUUACUUGCUCGACCAAGUACUGGUAAAACAUCAACUAUUUUACCUCAACCACAAAAAACUGUUGUACUUGGUAAUCAAAUGACACCACUUAUUCCAAAACCUGUGUCAACAACAAAUGUUCCAGUCAUCAAACCAUCUGCAACUAAUCAAUCUCAGGGUUUUACUACUUAUUUAGUUGUUGAUGGAAAUCAAGGUCAACUUGUACAAGUUGCUAAUGAUGGUCAAAAACCUAUUACAUUUCGUAAUCAAUCUGGUCAAAUUCUUCAAGCAACACCUAUAACUGUUGUUUCAGCAGCUAAUCAACCUGUUAUACCAUCAUUUCAAACUAAUGGAGAUUCUUCUAUAUUAUCCAAUUCUUCACAAAUAAAUACUUUUCAACAACCUACUGUUACACCUCUUACAACACAACAGUCACAUCAAAAUUCUUCACAAACAGUAACAACUGUUCGUACAAGUUCUACAAUUGAUAUGCAACGAACUACGUUAACAAGUGAUACAACAACAAUGACAACACAACAAUUAACAGGCAUUACACAAUUACCUGCAACAGCAUCUUUAAUUAAUGGUUGUAAUAUUGUAACACAUCAACCAUCACUUCUACAACCAAAUCCAAUACUUCCAACAUCAAUAUUAAAUGGAAAUAGUAUACAAUCACAUGGAAGAGAUCUAUCACCAAUUCAUAAUGAGAAUGAUUCAUCAUUAGAUGAUAUAUCUGCUUUAGAUGGUUCAACAACACCAGAUCUGGGUCUUUCUCUUUCACUUUCACAAAUAGCACGUAAAGCUAAUCAUCGUCAUCGACGUUCAAGCAGUUCAAGUUUAUCGAAAAAGAAACGUGGGCGACCAAGAUUAUAUGAACGUGAUCCAUUCACUAACAAACCAAUCAAAAGUCGUCCAAUGCCUGAAGGUACAGAAUUAACUAUACCAAAUGUAACAGCAACUACAACAACAUUACUAAUACCUGGUCAAACAACAACAACAACAUUUAAUAAUAUACAUCCUCAUACAAAUGGUGGUACUUCAUUAAUUUUUCCAAGUCAACCAAUUAAUCAUACAACUACAAUACCUGUUAAUAAUCCAUCAUUGUUACAACAACAACAACAACAGCAACAGCAACAGCAAUAUUCUUAUCCAUCUUUGCUCAAUAGCAAUGCAUCGUCAACAAACAUGCUUGCUGCGCCAACUUUAAAUAUUUUCGCCGUUAAUAAUAAUAAUAAUCAUAAUAAUAAUAAUAAUAACAAUAUUAGUUCAUGUACAUCUUCAUAUUCUUAUACAUCUCAACCAACAACAAUUCUUCCUCCACCAUCAACAAAUACUAUUUCUCGUUCAUUUAUUCCACCAAUAACUCAAACAAUUGAAAAUCAAGCAACAAUUCCAUUAAAAAAUUUACAAAUUUCAUCAACAUCAUCACCAACAACAAGUUCUCCUCGUUCAUCAACUAUAGCUUCAACAUCAACAACAGUACCUAAUGUUGUUCAAUUAAAUCCUUCACCAAUAAAAUCUCUUAAUCAAACACAAAAUAAUGAUAUUGUGGUUCAUUAUAUUGGUGGUUUUGUUAUACGUGAAAGUAGUCAUCCAUUUCCAAUAGAUGAUAAUAAUGAUAAUUCAAAAGAAUUAAAUAAUUCACAUGGAAAAGAAAAAGAAAAUCAUAGUUUUAAUGAUAAUAAUAGUGAUCUUGGUUCUGAUCAACUUCGUUGUAUUUUAUGUAAAAAAGUUGAUUUUUCAGAACGUUUUUAUAAUCAAGAAAAAAAAUUUUGUUCUAAAUCAUGUUCAACAAAAUCAUCAAAAAUAAUUAAAACAACAAAUGGUAAAAAUCUUGAUCAUAUAAAAACACCACCAAUUAAUGAACCAAUAAGAAUUAUUGAAAAUUCAAUAUCACAACAAACAAUUGAAACAAAUAUUGAUGAACAAAUAUCAUUACCACCUGAUCAUGGUUUACCAGCUGAUCCAAGUAAAUGGACAGUAUUUCAAGUUGGCGAAUUUAUUGCACGUUUAACAAAUAAUACAAUACGUGAGGCUUUUUAUGAAAGUGAAAUGGAUGGUCAAGCAUUAUUAUUAAUGACACAAGAACAUUUACGUGAUACAAUGAAAAUAAAAUUAGGUCCAUCAUUAAUAAUAUCAAGUGAAAUAGCUAAAUUACGUGAACGUGCACGAACAUUUUCAUCGUAA
Molecule: messenger RNA, 2532 nt
Organism: Rotaria sordida
Lineage: Eukaryota; Metazoa; Rotifera; Eurotatoria; Philodinida; Philodinidae
Source: the annotation of a GenBank genome assembly